Molecule: messenger RNA, 1140 nt
Organism: Pieris macdunnoughi
Lineage: Eukaryota; Metazoa; Arthropoda; Insecta; Lepidoptera; Pieridae
Source: the annotation of a GenBank genome assembly
AUGGUUGCAGUAAAACCAAAACUUCUUAAGAAGGAAAAACUUCCAGGUAUCAAAAUUAAAUCGAAAAAACCAUUUAAGAAAACCGGUACUGCUAAGGAGCAUGUUAAAUCGAAUAAUGUAAAAAAUAAAAUAAAAGAAACGUCGAUUGUAAGCUCUACGAAGAAGAAAGUCAAAUACAUUUAUCCUUCCAAAGCUAUUGAUGAAAAUUUAUUAGAUUUAUCUUUAAAUGCUCUUAGUAAGUUAACAGAGAAUUACAACACAAAAAAUAUGAUUUUUGGUGAUGAAAAUCCAAUAUUUUUGCAAAUCCGUUGCAUAAAAAUUCAAAACACUACAGGAAAUAUAAAGUUUGUCCUACCUCACAGUACAGCUGCUUCAACAGGAGAAAUAUGUUUAAUAACACCAGAUUUGAAAAAAGGAAAGAAACCUGACCAUGAACCUACUAUUGAACAUUGGGAAGAUCUUUUGAGAAAAGCUGGAGUUACCAGUGUGAAAACCAUACUACCCAUGCGACAGUUACGAGUAGAAUAUGAUCAGUUUGAAUUGAGAAGAAGACUUAUGACACAACAUGACUUUAUUAUGGUUGAUACAAGAGUUUUAAAUCAUGUAUCCCACCAUUUAGGAAAUAUGUUUUUCAAGAAACAUAACAUGCUUAUCCCAGUAAAUAUUAAUGAAAAGAAAGAUUUAAAAAAGGAUAUUGAUGUUGGAUUGCGCACUGUUAUGUUAAGAUUGAAUGAAGGUGCUAUAUCAAAUUUGGUAGUUGGACACACUGGAAUGCCUCAAGGACACAUUAAGGAAAAUAUACUAGCUAUUAUUAAGCAAUUAGCAGAAAGAUAUCCUGGAGGAGAACCAAAUAUAAGAUCUCUUUUUCUUAAAUUACCACAGUCACUUUCUCUACCUAUAUAUAUGACACUGAGACCCUCUAAUCUGAUUGCACCACCAAAAAUUAAGAAACAUGUACCAAAAGAAUUCAGAGAAUAUGAAGAUGAACUUUCAACAAUACCAGGUGCUAUUGUUAAAAUUGCUCCGGAUGGAAGUGUCUAUGUAAAAAUUCAAAAGGAUAAAUUAACAAAAAAACAAGACAACAAAGAAGAUGGUCAACAUGAAGAAAUGGAAGAAUCUAGUGAUAAUGAAAGUGAAUAG